AUGGAAACGAGACACGUCGCCAUGUGGGCCAUGUCCGAGAAGAUCCACACGAUGGAACAGCUUGAGGGACUUCUUGAGAUUCACGCAGUUGGCUUGGAUGGAGAUGAAUGUUCAGUGCGAGUGCCUGCUUCUCUCACAGGUCGUCAGCUUCGAAAGAUCAUCAGCGACAAGCUUCCUCCCAAAGCUGGUGCAAGAGUUGCGCUGCAACAAGGACCUGAGAUGCUUCUUCUAGACAAGACCCUAAGAGAAUCCUUUGGGCUUGUAGACUCUGCAUGUGUGACCUAUGUUUACAUACCUGCCAGCCUCUAUGAAGCCUGGAGAUUGCUUUCAGGCUUGCCCGUUGCUGAUCACGCGAGUGCGCUGGAAGGCAUGACCCAACUGGAAGGUCUUUCAAAGGCUCAUCAGCUUGAGACACUUCCAAGGGGCCUCCACAGCCUUGUGUUUGGCUUUCACUUCAGUCAAAGUCUGGAGACUGUGACUCUGCCCUCUCAACUCCGGAACCUCUCAUUUGGUCGAGAUUUUAACCAAAGCUUGGCAGGAGUCACCUUUCCUGAAAGUCUUGAAAGCAUGACAUUGGGUCAACGUUUCAACCAGAGUUUAAAUCAAGUGAAUUGGCCCGGCCUGCGACACUUGACCCUUGGCGAUUCCUUCAAUCAGAGCUUGGAGAAGGUUUCUUGGCCUAAAUGCCUUCAGAGUCUGACUUUCGGCAGAGAUUUCAACCAGAGUUUGACCGGAGUUGCUUUGCCCUCGACCCUGCAAAGUCUCACAUUUGGCGAUCAAUUCAACCAGAGCUUGAAGGGAGUUACUCUACCUGCCAGCCUUCAGAUUUUGGUCUUUGGAUACUUGUUCAACCAGACCGUGGACGAUGUACUUUGGCCAAGAAGCCUUGAGAGUCUGACAUUUGGGGAUGAUUUCAAUCAGACUUUAGACGCGCUCAGAUGGCCUCAAGGUUUGAAGCAUUUGUCAUGUGGUGAUUUCUUCAACCAGCCCUUGGAUCGCGUUUGUUGGCCCACAGGCCUCCAGAGCCUACGCUUGGGGCAUUUCUUCAACCAGCGGCCAGACGGAGUGACAUGGCCUCGAGACCUUCAAACUUUGACUCUGGGAGACGAGUUCGCUUCGGAAAGCUUCACUUGGCCGAGGCACUUGCGCAGUUUGAGCGUUGGCAAAGGCUUCAAAGGCUUCAAAGGCUGGAGGUGUGAGGAAUCGCAUUCGCCUUCAUGCCUGGAGACUCUUGUUUGCUGUGAGCUUCACCACUUGGAUGAGACGUUGCCCGCGAAUUCCAGCGGAUUCAAGCAGAGAUGGGACCGUGACCGGUCCGCAAUGUGGGGUGGUUUAAAGCACCUGAGUUUGGGUGAGUUCAACCAGCCAGUGGAUGCAAUUCGAUGGCCGGAACAUUUAGAGACCUUGACCUUGGGUGAUGAAUUUAAUCAGACUUUGGAUGGCGUUCAGUGGCCAGAGGGUCUUCUAGAGCUGAAACUGGGCAACAAGUUCAACCAGAGUCUCCAGCAGAUCACAAGCUGGCCAGGUGGGCUACAGAGUCUUAGUCUCGGAGAUCAAUUCAACCAAACGUUGGAGAAAGCCGAACGCCAGGAGCCUGCUGCAGUUCGCAGCAAGCCUUUGAUGCGGCGGCGACAAGUCUUUGCGGAGGAGAGCGCCACUGCCACUGAGCUCGAAGAUGAGUUUGGAGCCACAGUCAACCAGCCAUGGCUGUGGGUCAUGCCCGGAGAUCCGUGGUAUGACCAUGUCAGGCCAGUGGAAGCAGAGGCACAGUGGAUCUUCGUGGAUUUCGCGGUCGGUCGCCGUGCGCGAGACACGACACCGAAACGAUGGACCGCGCGGAUCGGCCUGCGGCGAGUGGAGGCGGGAGGCUACGCGCUGCCGGCGCGGCCCAACCGGCAAGCCUUGGAGGCGCCACCUGCGCGGGCGAAGCCACGGACUUCGGCGCAGGUCCUGGGCUUGGAUGGCACGACACUCCACGUCCGUGCUGCCGAAACGCUCUGUGGCCGUGAACUGAGAUCGAUGGUGCGGGACCGCUUGGCGUCCAAAGCGGGCGGACGGCUCUGCUUGCAGAUGCUGGGGAAAGGAUCCGAGAUGCUUUCCAGCAGCAAGACUCUGAAAGAAGAAGGCUUAAGGGUGGGAUCUGCUGCCAAAGUGACCUAUGUCUACACGCCCACGAACUUGCGGUUGGCCUGGAUGUUUCUUCAGCAGCUGCCUGUUGAUGAGGAGAGUCCAUUGGAAGGGAUCGUGGAGAUACAGGGGAUCAAAAGCCUCCAUCAGCUGAGAGAACUUCCCCAGAGUUUGCGACGCCUGUCCUUUGACAAUCACUUCAAUUCCCGCACCGAAAUUGGACGAGAGGGCCUUUCCGAGGAGUCUAAGGAGUCUGACGCUGGACCAGAGUAUUUCUGGGAUCACUUUGCCCAGGCGGAGACCGCCUGUCGGGUGAGUCCUCGGCGCUCUCUGGCGCGGAGGGCAGAGGCACGCUCUCCCAAUCGCUCCGUGCGGCUCGUCGACGAGGCCUUUGGGCAAAACCGCCAGAGCGACCGUCCGCGCUCCAAAGGGCGGGCGGCCCAAGAGGAGAUCAUCGAGGAGUUCUUGGAAGGUUUGCUCGAUGGCUUCCGCCCCUCGGAGGGUUUUGACGAAGCGUCGCGUGUGCACGGCCGGAUGGCCGGCGUGGGCCACCGGAGCCCGGAGAAGGCACCCGUCUUGCAAGACCCCGGGCAGCUUGGUGCGGAUGUCACGGACAUCGUCACGGCCACCUCGCGUGACCUCGCGCGGGUGACGGGCGGAUCGAACUGGCAGGAUUUGGAUGGCAUCCCAAAGGCGACCGCCAGCUUUGAGAACCAGAGGAAGAUGCAGAUGUUCCGCGAGCUCAAGGGACCCGGGACAGGGCAGAGGUCCAGACAGUCGGCCUUCGCCGCUCUGGGUGCUCGGUCGGCCGAGCCUUCCGACGGGCUCUCGGUGACGCUGCGGCGCCACGCCCUGCGGGCCUUCUUGGAGGAGACGUGUGGAAGCACAGCCAAUGCCUUCGACAUCAUGGCAGGCUUGGCGUUGAAGGCCUCCCUGGGGGCCAGUGGCACUGCGGAAGAUCGGCUCCGCUACGCCUUCCAAGAGGAGGAGUUCCGCCUCGCAUUGACGGGGCUCGGGUAUGGCCUGGGUGCCAAGGAGGCCUGGUGGUCGGCGCUCUUCGUGGCGGUGGAUGUGGAUGCUGAUGGCGCUGUGACUUUGCAGGACCUCUACGAUGCGCUCGUGCUGGCGCUGCCCAACGAGAAGGAGGCGCCGCCGGUCUUCUUCACCGAUUCGCCGCGCAACCUUUGGGCGCGCGACCCGAGGAUUCCGGCCGAAGGACACUUCGGAGCUGCCGAAAAAGUGGUGCUGCAGGGUGAUCAUGUGUCUCCGACGGUGGCCGAGCUCGAGGAUUUGGACCUGGAGCGGGCGUUGUCGCAAUUCAUCAAGGAUGAAUAUCCGGAUGAGGAGCCAAGCAGAACCAGCCGUUGGGGGCGGUGGUUUCGGUUUCCGGGCGGAGGUUGGAUGAGAUAUGAUGAGAUAUAUCUUUGACGAUUUUAUGGCGCUGGAGGUUCGGCCGUACAACAUGUCACGACGCCUGUUUUCGUGGUGGGUUUCGGUGUUUGGGUGUCUUUCGUUGGCGGUUUCGUGGCGGGUGCUCGGGGUUUUGGAGCGCCAACAUCGUUCUUUUUUCGUUGGGAGAGAAGAGGCGAAAGGCUCGAGAGUGUGUGAGGGACGAGGUUUCCCAAGAAAAGAG
Durusdinium trenchii is the source of this 3760-nucleotide messenger RNA. Lineage: Eukaryota; Dinophyceae; Suessiales; Symbiodiniaceae. The record is from the annotation of a GenBank genome assembly.